Messenger RNA from Nematolebias whitei (Rio pearlfish), 809 nucleotides. It is a transcript of the gene rab23, whose product is annotated as RAB23, member RAS oncogene family. The record is from RefSeq and is a predicted model, not a curated record. The transcript has 6 exons. Lineage: Eukaryota; Metazoa; Chordata; Actinopteri; Cyprinodontiformes; Rivulidae. Gene Ontology annotation, molecular function: GTPase activity; GTP binding. The coding region runs from base 47 to 751 and encodes 234 amino acids.
AUCUGUUUGCUGAAACGACCGAGAGCAGCUAAGAAAAGCGGCCACUAUGUUGGAGGAGGACAUGGAGGUGGCCAUCAAGGUGGUCGUGGUCGGAAACGGUGCUGUUGGCAAGUCCAGUAUGAUCCAGCGGUACUGCAAGGGCAUUUUCACUAAGGACUACAAAAAGACAAUCGGAGUGGACUUCCUAGAAAGGCAGAUUGUCGUCAAUGAAGAGGUUCGACUAAUGCUGUGGGACACGGCGGGGCAGGAGGAGUUUGAUGCCAUUACCAAGGCUUACUACAGAGGUGCCCAGGCCUGUGUGUUAGUCUUCUCUACAACAGACAGGGAGUCUUUUCAGGCUAUCGACAGCUGGAGGGAGAAGGUGGAAGCAGAGGUCGGGGACAUCCCCACAGUUCUGGUGCAAAACAAAAUCGAUCUCCUGGAAGAGACCGUAAUAAAAAACGAAGAGGCAGAAGCUUUGGCUAAAAGACUGAAGCUGAGGUUUUAUCGAGCUUCAGUGAAAGAGGAUCUUAAUGUUAAUGAAGUUUUUAAGUACUUAGCUGAGAAGUAUCUUCAAAGACUCAAACAGCAAACGGCUGAGGAAACAGAGGUGGUCCACACAACAAGCAAUAAAAUAGGUGUCUUCAAUACAAUUAGUAGUAACGUCAACAACCAGAGCUCCAGCAACGGCAGAGAAGUCAUCACUUUGCGACCUAAUAAACAAAGGACCAAGAGGAGUAAAAACCCAUUUGGAGGCUGCAGCCUGCUUUAAAGGACAUCCUUUUAUUUUAGUUACUGACAUUAAAAACAGACUAGAAAACCCAGUAAAU